Messenger RNA from Vitis vinifera (wine grape), 2428 nucleotides. RefSeq names its product meiotic recombination protein DMC1 homolog. Gene Ontology annotation, cellular component: nucleus; condensed nuclear chromosome. Bases 175 to 1224 code for a protein of 349 amino acids. Gene Ontology annotation, biological process: DNA repair; DNA strand invasion; mitotic recombination. The transcript has 14 exons. NCBI's taxonomy places the organism in Eukaryota, Viridiplantae, Streptophyta, Magnoliopsida, Vitales, Vitaceae. The record is from RefSeq and is a predicted model, not a curated record. Gene Ontology annotation, molecular function: ATP hydrolysis activity; ATP-dependent DNA damage sensor activity; single-stranded DNA binding.
UGGCAUAACUCCACAAACAAACACUCCCGAUUAGUUCACAUUAGAAUUCGGAUCUCAAUCACAAAUCAACUCUAUUUAAUAAACGUCUUCAAUCCCGGUUCCCGCCCUAUAUCUUCUUUUCCAAUCCAUCACUCUGGAAACUCACCAGACACUCUCUCUCUACAGUGACGCAAAAUGAUUGCAGCUCUCAAAUCCGAAGAACAUAGCCAGUUACAGCUCGUGGAAAGAGAAGACAUUGAAGAUGAGGAAGACUUGUUUGAAGCUAUCGAUAAACUGAUUUCUCAGGGAAUUAAUGCUGGAGAUGUGAAGAAGCUUCAAGACGCAGGAAUUUAUACCUGCAACGGCUUGAUGAUGCACACAAAGAAAAACUUGACAGGGAUCAAAGGAUUAUCAGAGGCCAAAGUUGAUAAGAUAUGCGAAGCAGCUGAAAAGAUAGUGAAUUUUGGUUACAUUACUGGAAGCGAUGCUCUGCUCAGAAGAAAGUCGGUGGUUCGCAUCACAACUGGAAGCCAGGCCUUAGAUGAACUCUUAGGCGGUGGCAUAGAAACUUCGGCAAUAACAGAAGCCUUUGGGGAAUUCCGGUCCGGGAAAACACAGCUCGCACAUACUCUAUGCGUUUCCACACAGCUUCCCACUAGCAUGCGGGGAGGGAAUGGAAAAGUUGCUUACAUAGAUACUGAAGGAACUUUUCGACCUGAUAGGAUUGUACCAAUUGCUGAGCGGUUUGGCAUGGAUGCUGGAGCUGUUCUUGACAAUAUCAUUUAUGCUCGAGCAUACACAUAUGAGCAUCAGUACAACCUGCUUCUUGGUCUAGCAGCAAAAAUGUCUGAAGAACCUUUUAGACUCCUGAUUGUGGAUUCAGUAAUUGCUCUCUUUCGGGUGGAUUUCACGGGAAGAGGGGAAUUAGCAGACCGCCAGCAAAAACUUGCACAGAUGCUCUCCCGCUUAACAAAGAUAGCCGAGGAAUUCAAUGUCGCAGUUUAUAUGACCAACCAAGUUAUAGCCGAUCCUGGUGGAGGGGUGUUCAUAUCAGAUCCAAAAAAACCAGCAGGUGGACAUGUGCUUGCCCAUGCAGCCACAAUAAGGUUAAUGUUUAGGAAAGGCAAAGGGGAGCAGCGGGUCUGCAAGGUGUUUGAUGCCCCAAAUCUGCCUGAAGCUGAAGCAAUAUCCUUCCCAUGUUUUUUAGUUGUUGAUCUUAUCCCUAUAUCAUCUAUUAAAAAAUAAUUACUCCAUAAUGGCGACCAUUUGAUCAUUGAUUAUUACUAGAUACUGGUUGAGGUUGGAAACUCAAAUUGCCAUCACCACCUGGUGUCAUGAUGAUCCUUGAUCCUAGACUAAAUACCUACUGCGCACCCAUGCAUCUGAUAUCUUGGCAUUCACAAGCCAGACGGCAUUGGAGAAGAAUUACUAUUAUAUUGUUGAAAAGUUGUUCUUGACAAAGGCAAGUGUUUCAGAUAACACCAGGAGGUAUUGCAGAUGCAAAGGACUGAAAUCAGCUUAAGUUUCUUCUGCGACACCAGAAAAUGCUUGUCGGUUUUCAUUUUCCUGUUAUCUACUAAUAGUUUAGUAUAAAAGUUGUAAAUGAUCAACACAAGAGUCUCCUCAGCAAUAGAAAUUCUUCCAUAUUGAUUUUGAAUCUUAGCACCAUGAAAAGGAUUUUUAUCUACUCUCAUUAUGCUCUGAACAUGUUGUGACUUCUUUAGUAAGAGUAGAACAAGAUGUACUGCAAUUGGCGGACAUGGUGUCAUAAAAACCAAAUGACUUCAAUAACAUAUAAAAUUCAAUAUCAGCAGCAUACUGAUUGUUCUAUUUUUAAAGGAAGCAACCCUGCUAAAGCUUGUGGAAGUAAAAUAUCAUUCUUGAGUUCAAUAAAUAACAUGAUAUAAUUGUUAGGAGGAAGUUCCAAACUUCCAAUAUGCUAGUAAGAGUUGAGUCCACACAUCAAACAUGUAAACUCUUGCAUGCAUCACAAAAAGUGCUAGUGUAAAGCAAUUUUAUUCCAUGUUACAUGCAUUAUCCGUGAAAGGAUCAGUUCAAUAUGGAGCAACAUUUAUAGCCUGCAUAAAGAUGCCUUGGUUUUGACAGUAUGUUCUAACUAGAAGUUCAGUACAAAUUGAAGCAACAGAGUCAUCAAGAUGGUAGCGGAACUUAAAAAAAAGGAUGAAUAAGAAAAAGCAUUGCAAGGCCAAGUGAAUAAUGAAAGUCUUGAUGUAAUCAAGAUGGUUAUAACUUAAGAGCUCAGUAGUGUGUGGACCAGUUUGCAGCACUCCCAACUCUAGGCAUGCCAGUCUCCUUCUUGGCUUCAACAUCCACCUUGAAAUUUGCACCACACACCUGGCCAGAACUAUCCACCCGUGGCUCUGCCCUUAACUCAUUUAGCGGGUGCUCAAAACUCCUCAAACCUCCAGAGGUUGUAAAGAAGCAUCCU